Messenger RNA from Anopheles nili, 2421 nucleotides. It is a transcript of the gene nompB, whose product is annotated as intraflagellar transport protein 88 homolog. The record is from RefSeq and is a predicted model, not a curated record. Gene Ontology annotation, cellular component: centriole; ciliary base; ciliary basal body. The transcript has 4 exons. Gene Ontology annotation, molecular function: kinesin binding. NCBI's taxonomy places the organism in Eukaryota, Metazoa, Arthropoda, Insecta, Diptera, Culicidae. Gene Ontology annotation, biological process: non-motile cilium assembly; intraciliary transport. The coding region runs from base 1 to 2421 and encodes 806 amino acids.
AUGGAUUCUAACUUUGACGACGACAUUUACGGUGGCUUUAGUGGGGUGACGAAUAAACUGUUCAACUAUGACGCCAAAGAGGACCAAGCGUUCCAAAAUGCUGUUCGAACAUCGAGCUACGGAAAGAAGGCAACCACACCAAAGUUCUUCUGGAACGGUGACAAACUCGGUUCAGCUGAACCGGCCACGGCAAUGGCAAGACCUUCGACCGCCAUCCGACCCGUCGGUUACUCCUCACACAACUCCAAGCUGUUCGAUCCGCUGAACCAGGCCGCGAAAAAGAUCGUCGUGAUGGAAAACAGGAAGGAGGAAACGCCCGAACAGCGGUACAAGAAUCUGGAGACAAAAAUCUACUCCCUGCUGGAGGAAUCAAUCGUUGCCAGUACCGGUUCCAAACCGGACAUGGCGGUUGGGUUGGCAAAAGCGAAGGAAGCAUCCUCGCUCGAUCGAACGCUGCUCAGGAUGCGCGAUCAGGACGGAGGAACGUACACGCACAACUUCGAUCUUACGUUCUUCGUGCUGUUCAAUCUGGCCAACGUGUACGCCAAGAACGAGAUGUACAUCGAGGCCCUCAACACGUACACGCUGAUGACGAAGAACAAAAUGUUCCCGAACGUGAACCGGCUCAAAAUCAACAUGGGCAACAUUUACUUCCAUCUUGGGCUGUACACGAAAGCGAUCAAGAUGUACCGAAUGGCGCUGGAUCAGGUGCCGGGGAAUCAGAAGGAGCUGCGGCUUAAGAUCACGCACAACAUUGGCAUUCUGUUCAUCAGGAUGGGUCAGUACUCGGACGCGGCAACGAGCUUUGAGUUUAUCAUGUCGGAAAAGGGCGAUCUCAAGACGGGGUUGCACCUGAUUUUGUGCUAUUACGCGCUGGGCGACGUGGAAAAGAUCAAGCACGCCUUUCAGCUGUUGCUAGACAUUCAGAUCGACUACAACGAGGAGGAGAAGGUGUUCCAGGCCAACACGAAUCCCUCGUACGAGUACAUCAACGAGCUGAUCAAGUCGGACGAGCUGCAUAACUACGAGCGCAAGUUGCGCCAUCUGGCGGAAAAAAAUAUCCUCAUUUCGGCGAACUUGAUCUCGACGAUCAUCGACGACUACUUCAACGAUGGGUACAGCUGGUGUGUGGAAACGAUCAAAAAUUCAUACUUUUCGUCGUUGGCGACGGAUCUCGAGCUGAAGAAGGCCGUCAUAUACCUCAAGCAGGACGAUUACCAGCAAGCCAUCGACACGCUGAAGUACUUCGAGAAAAAGGAAUCCAACAUCGCGAUCAAUGCGGCCAUCAACCUCAGCUUCAUCUACAUUCUUAAAAGGGAUGUCGCAACCGCGGAAAACUACGCCGAGACGGCUAAAAAAAUCGACAGCUACUGCCCGGCGGCUUUCAUCAACAGUGGCGUGUGCUUUUUCCUCAAAACCGACUACGAGUCGGCGAAGCUGAUGUUUACCAGCGCGCUCGACAUCGAUUCCACCUCCUUCGAGGCGCUCUACAACAUGGGGCUGAUCUUCAAAAAGCUGGCCGAUCACAAUAGCGCUCUGUUGUACUUUCGCAAGAUCAUCUCGAGUCUCGGGCAUGAGCAACACCCGGAAGUGUUGUACCAGAUCGCCAGCCUGUACGAUCUGCUCGGGGAUGUCGGAACGGCGUUAGAGUACUACUUGCAGCUGCUCAGCCUGGUGCAGCAAGACAACCGGAUCAUUCAGAAGAUCGGCGAGCUGUACGAAAAGGAUGGCGAGCGGCAGCAGGCGUACCAUUACCACCACGAAUCGUACCGUAUCUACCCGAUCGAGGCAACGGUCGUUAACUGGCUCUGUUCGCAUUACAUCGAGCUGCAGGUGGUGGAAAAAGCGAUCGGGUUCUACGAGAAAGCGGUCCUGCGUAACCCGCUUGAUCCGUACUACCUUUUGCGGAUUGCUGGCUGUUACAGGCGCAUCGGGAAUCAGCAGCGUUCGAUGGCGCUGUUCCGUACGAUCCACGAGAUUUAUCCCGAGAACACGGAUUGCCUGCGGGCACUGAUGCAUCUGGCACAGUCACAGGGCAAUGGGGAGCUCUACGAGCAGUACAGUGCCGAGCUACAGAAGCUGGAGAAGCAGAAAGAAGUUCGCCAACGCAUCGGUACGAACCGGCCACCGAAUUCGGGAAGUUCCCGCAAGUCUAGCGGCGAUUAUAGUGUGCGGUCGGGAGGUCACGAAGGAUACCAACCACCUGGGACCGGGUCUGGGCAUUCGUCCGCCGGUUUACCAUCGAAAAGUGCCGACGUAUCACCCGAGUACAGCAGCAACUUUACACCACACGGUGGAUAUGGGUACGCCGAUCCACUUGGGCCACCGCAGGAGCGGCCACGUACGGGUGUGCGUAAAAAUCUCACCUUCGACGACGAUUCGGAUGAGGAAAUAAACACCAUCGACUUGCUGCCGGUUUAA